Molecule: messenger RNA, 1394 nt
Organism: Capsicum annuum
Lineage: Eukaryota; Viridiplantae; Streptophyta; Magnoliopsida; Solanales; Solanaceae
Exons: 2
Coding region: 132-812 (226 amino acids)
Source: RefSeq, a predicted model, not a curated record
CUUUUUCUUCUAUUGUCUCAGAUUUUAGGCUGACAGGAAAGUUGUUGUUUUUAUUGUUUUUGGUUCUUGUAUGAACAAUGUAGAUUGCUGAUGAGAGCAGUGGGGGUUUUCCAAAUGCAAAGAAUAAUGGAAUGAACUAUACACGUUGUGAAAGAAAGCGUGAAAUGAAAGCUCCAAGUUUGGUUGCUAGGCUCAUGCGUUUGGAAUUGAUGCCGGCAGGAUCAGGCAGUAAGCCCCAAAAGGCUUCAACUUCUGAAACUUGGAGUAAUGUGGCAGACAAACUUGGUGCUCGACCUGGCGUAUCUGAUAAAGAAGAUAUGGAUUUUGAGAUGGCCGAAAUAAAGAGUUCAGAACUAGGUUUGCAAAGGUUUAGAGCUAAAUGUGCUCUCACUUAUCCUACUAGAUAUUUUUCUCCUUUGGAAGAUGAAGAUGAUUUAGUUGGGAAUUCACUUGAUCACUAUUCAAAUGACAGCUACCUCUCCAGCAGUCCCAAUAGUAGCUCAAAGGACAAAGUGCUUGCUCAAUCAGUGGACUCUGUUGAUGAUGAACCACUCUUUCCAGAACCUGAUAGAGAUCUUUCGGAUUGUGAGACCUCAUUAUCCACCAGGAAGAGUUGCAGAGAACUGAUUCAUAACGUUUCUGGAGUGCUCAGCAAGAUUGAUCAGUUGAAAGGAAGCAACCUCAGCUAUGAAAAAGAGGUCAUUUUGAAUGCUGAACUUAUACUUAGAACUACACCUCAACAGCAGGCUCUACCUGUAGAGGAUGGGUUCUCUGUGAGCCAUUUUCUCCUCAAUGAACAUGAAAUGUUUUAGAGUUUUCUGUGGAUGGCUUUCGGUGAGUUUCUUGGCUGUAAUGACCCAAAACAGAUGAAUCAGCUUAAAGGAUUCACCUUUGAUUGUCUAUUACAGUACCUUGACACAAAAUUUUCUCCAAUCUCUGAUUAUGGUUUCAGAACCUGUACCAAACUACCAUCAAGUAUGACCAAAGAGAUUCUGAUUGCUGAUUUAUUAAUGAGGUCGAAGAGUGGACAAAAUUUGUUGGUUUGAUCCCAGAUGACCUAAUAGAAUGGGAUAUGAGCCAUUCUUUGGGUAAAUGUACGGACUUCGAGAUUGAAGAAUAUGAAUGUGGCACUGAAGUUGCUAGGCAUAUUCUCCAAGAAUUAGUACAUGAAGUUGUCUUAGACCUCUACAGUUCUAGCUAAAUUUGGUGGAACGGUUAGUAGCUCCUUUUUUGAGACUUUGUUGCAAGCCUAUCAGUGCUGUUUUCAUGUGAUAACUCUUGACUCAAUAAUGUCAAGCAAAGUAUUUUGUACAAAUCAUUGAUUCUGCAUCUGAUUCGACUUAUUGUACUUGUGCUUUUGCAUUUAUGAAUAUUAAGAACAAUCCCUUCAUGAA